AGAGGAGGGAGAGCCCCAAAGUAUCCCCUCAUCAAUUCUUUAUGCUUUUUUUUUUAUUUCAUCCACACUAAAAUGAAGUGUAUGUACACACUGCAGAUCUACAUGUAAUCUAGAAUUAUCAUACAAGACCUUAAUAAACUUUUUUUUUUUUCCCACCACCAUGUUCAAAGAAAACAUUAAUAUCGAUAAACGUUCUGACACUCUCUGGAAAUAUUAAAUGACAAAAAAGUAGUAACAUCGAAUGAACGCAUUAUAAUAUUCAUUCAGGUAAAUUUACAAGUUUGCCAUCAUCAUGGUUAUUAGAUGGUAAACAGCUUUCCGUGUAUACGAAGAUGACUUGCAUCGCCGAGCUACUGAGAUGAAUACAUUAUGAAAAUAAAAAUACAAAAUAAAUCAAAUUUUACUAAAAAUCUCUAUAAUAACAUCUGGUAGUCACGGUGACAAGCGUAAUCCCACCCUACCAAAACAAUAAUGAGUCUUCAAUUUAUUGUUAUGUUAUACUAAAAUAGUUAUGAUAAAGACUGUUAUAACCGGCUUCAGCGUCAAAACAGUUCGAGUGGGUGGCAGUUCCGAUUUUGGCAUUUGGUAGCGAUUUCUCUUCCGGUUUUGGCAGACCACUUUCACUUGAUUUGAUAGAGGCCAAUGUCAGCCAGAAAAGGGAUAAAAUAGAGUGCAAUCGUGAGGUUAGUGGUACAGUUAGAGAAUUGGUAAAGCAUCAGACUGAAGACUGAGGGUUGGUACACUUGGAGCCCUGACUUCGAGAAGAGUAUACAGAAGCAUUACGAGUCCGUAGCACCCUCCGCCCUGGUGACACUGUCCUCGGCAACUCGGUGGCAUCUACCAACUUUAUCAUUCGUUAUCUCCAUAGUACAGUCGACCUUGAAUAACUACUAUGAAGUCUUUAACAAUUCUUGUCGUCGUCCUCGCGCUCGUUCUCCUCGUCGCUUGCGUCGAUGCUUCGAAGAAGAAAGGCAAACACGACAAACACAGAGGAAGGGGAGGAGGCCAUCCCCACGACCAUCAUCACGACCACCACCACGACCAUCGCCAUGAUCACGGCCGUGACCACAGCCACGAUCACCACCCUGAGUAUAGUCAACACGAAGUUGGUUAUCGUCAUCGUCGUGACAUCAUCAACGGAACCGAAGAAAACGAUACGAUGUCGACCUUAGAACCGGGGAGGUGUACAAAAGUCGUGAGUGUUACCGUAACAUUUGCCCAGUCCUUCCAGAAGUCAAGAAAAGUGCCGAAAAUUGUCAGAUGUGGAUGGCUCCAUCUAGCAAAGUGUAAAGUUUACAAACUAGAGUAUGAGACUGCUUAUCGCACUGCUACACGAGUUCAGUAUGCAAUUGUCAGGAAAUGUUGCCCUGGUUUCAUGGAAGUCAAUGGUGUUUGCGAACCUAUUGGAGGGAGAACAACUCCAGCGCCCCCGACGACGCCUACGACCGCGGCACCGACUACGACCGCCAUGCAAAAUACUACCGAUGUCCCGGACGACUACAAGAUUAUGAUUGAUGAUAAGAUUCAAAAGAUCGUCUCAGCCGUCAUCAUCCUCGUUCUCAUCCUCUUCACGGGUUGCUGUAUCGGAGCCUGUCUGGUGUACAUCUGCAAAUGUUGCCAUGGGAAAAAGGGCAGUUAUGUCUAGUCUCAACUUCGGCAUUAUUCACUGCUUGAAGCCUUCAUCACAAGCUGAGUGGAAGCCUCAUAUCUAAACAUUCGAUGUGAAUUUGACGAGAGAACAUAUCUAUAAAAGAUUCAACUCAUGGAUUAUCUAGGAGUGACGAAAGUUUCCUUUUUCGGUUUUAAGAAUUAUUUAUGGCAUGACAUAAUUUAAGGUCGGGAAGGAGGAGAAAAUGUUUGUUUAUUUGAAAUGAUCAUAAUGAAUCCCAAUUAAAUGAUUGGCUGAAAUAUAUUACAUGACCAGAUAUUUAUAAUUGCUAGCAGAAAAAAAAUUCUAAUGACAAAUAAUAAUGACUAGUUUUUUUUGACUGGUUACAGUUUGAAAUUAGUAUGUCUGAUAAAAAAUACGGAUCCAUACCAAUAUGUAUAACUUUAAACUAUCUAUAAUAUUAACUGGCUCGGGCAUUAGAAUAACUACCCACACGUACAUUUCAAACAGUUCAAGUGUCCUCAGCUGUACAUCGGAUCUGUUCCAAUGAUAAUUUGAGUGUGUAAUCCUUAAUAAUGCAAGAUGAUGUGUAAUUAUAUUGCUGUCAAGUUCAGCAGUUAUUGUAUUGUUUAUAUCGCAGUCAGGCGGGUCUUCGACUGUAUUGUAUAUAAAGUUUGCAAAUACUUCAUAACCGUAUGAUUUUGUUUUCUAUGAACUAUUAUGAAAGUUUUGUAUAUACCUGAAGAGUCAAAUUAUUAAGUCUUCGUAUAUAGCAAUAACAACAGUCUUAAUUUACCCAGGGUAUCCACUUGUAUAAGUUAUAAAUUACAGCGGGCCCUGUAUAACAUACACAGGUUAUUAUUACCCUUGUCAAGAAAGCAGGUUUCACUACUAAAAUGACCUGGUCAUAUCUUAAUGUAUAUAUACGAUAUACGAUGUGUUUAAUUAUAAAUUCAUGUAUUAAAAGUGUACAAAAUUUCAAUAAGGAUUUUACUGAUUACUGUAUGUUAUUUGAUUUUAUUUUGCUGCCCUCUUAAGAUUGCAAUAAGCGAAACGUAUAAAAUUGAAAAGAAAAAUACGAUUCUCUUAAGACAAGCCUGGGUUAAGCUAAAAGUUAUUCCGAUGAGAAUUUAAUGAGAUGUUUUUAUUCCACGAUUCUAUUUGUUAUAUUUCGUCCUCCUAACUUUUAAUCAGGCGCCGUGGAACGGGGGGGGGGGGGGUUGGAGCUUCACCUUCCACCCCCCCCCCCCCACACACACACACAAAUACUUUUUGCAAUAAAGUACAAAAAAAACGUAACAGAAUACCAUUUCAUUGUGAUUUUCUAGAAUUAUGGUCAACUCCUCCCCCACGCCCACACACUUUUAAAACUGUUCCGUCGCCACAUAUCAUGACAAAAUCAGUUUUUCAUAAACAGAAAUCAAUCGAAAUUCAUUUUUUUUUUCUUAGUAAAGUGCGAUUUUUUUUGUUGAAAAACAAAAUAUUCCAAAAGGCUUGCGACAGACACUUCAUAAACAUGAUAAAUUGCGAUCUACGUUAGCCCACAGCUUAUAUUAGGCCUAUAGUACCCAUCUUUUUUGUUUUGAUGCGCGUGUGAGAUUCAUAAUUGUGAUUCAAUGUAAAGAAAAUCGAUCAAACGU
Molecule: messenger RNA, 3249 nt
Organism: Lytechinus pictus (painted urchin)
Lineage: Eukaryota; Metazoa; Echinodermata; Echinoidea; Temnopleuroida; Toxopneustidae
Exons: 6
Coding region: 893-1645 (250 amino acids)
Molecular function (GO): protein binding
Source: RefSeq, a predicted model, not a curated record